Chrysochloris asiatica (Cape golden mole) is the source of this 756-nucleotide messenger RNA. Its product is annotated as olfactory receptor 14A16-like. Gene Ontology annotation, biological process: G protein-coupled receptor signaling pathway. Gene Ontology annotation, molecular function: G protein-coupled receptor activity; olfactory receptor activity. Gene Ontology annotation, cellular component: membrane. NCBI's taxonomy places the organism in Eukaryota, Metazoa, Chordata, Mammalia, Afrosoricida, Chrysochloridae. Bases 1 to 756 code for a protein of 251 amino acids. The transcript is spliced from 4 exons. The record is from RefSeq and is a predicted model, not a curated record.
AUGACCAACCACUCGGUGGUAAUGGAAUUCUACCUCAUGGAGUUCUCCAACACCAGGGAACUCCGGGUUCUGCAUGCCUUUGUAUUUCUGAUAAUUUACUUGGAGACCAUCAUGGGGAAUCUUCUCAUCAUCAUCCUUGUCAUUCUGGAUCAGAGUCUUCACACACCCAUGUACUUCUUCCUCCAGAACUUAUCUUUUCUUGAUUCUUGCCUCAUUUCAAUCACAGUCCCAAACUUUAUUCUGAACUCUUUAUCCCAUAGGAGCACAAUUUCUAUGUCAGGAUGUGUGUUGCAGAUCUUCUUGGUGGUUCACUUUGUUGGAUCUGAACUUUUCCUCCUCUCAAUCAUGUCCUAUGAUCGAUAUGUGGCCAUCUGUCAUCCUCUGCAUUAUGAGAAUAUAAUGAACAGGGGCUUCUCUGGAAAUUUCUCUCUGUCUUUCUGUGGAUCCAGGAAACUCCCACGUUUUUUCUGUGAUGUUCCAUCUCUACUGAAGAUUUCUUUGCUGAGAAUGCCAUCAUUUCAAGGCAGGUCAAAAGCCUUCUCCACUUGCCUGCCCCAUCUGGUAGUUGUGAUCACAUUUUUUAUGACAGGUGCCAUUGCCUAUUUGAAACCUGUCCCUGACUCCCCAGAUCUUCUUGAUUUUGUUAUUGUGCCUCCAUCAUUGAACCCUAUAAUAUAUAGUUUAAGAAACAAGGAAAUCAAAGUAGCUUUAUGUAAGAUUCUUUGGAAACUAAGCCACUAUAAAAAUUCCAAGUGA